AUGAUUAUGGCCGUCGACGCUGUUCCCUCCUCUACCACUAAUGGCUACACCAAUGGCUUUCAUAAGCCCACAUUGCCACCCCAGCCUACUCGACUCCCUCUACAAGCGCAACGAUGCUUGAGACUUUUAUCACCAGCCAAGAUACUUUACAGUCCCACAAGCAAGCCUGUUAUUGUUAAUGGCCACAAUUUGACCAUCCCUUCGGUCGUUGCUGCUGCUCGCCACGGUGCUCGUGUGGCCCUCGAUGACUCCCAUGACAUCAAGUCUCGCAUGACCAAGGCUGAGAAUGCUAUUGAAGACAAGCUCAGGACUGGCAAAGUGUUUAUGGUAUUUCCACCGGAUUUGGUGGUAGCGCACAUAGCCGACACUCGUACCAGCCAGCAUCUCGCGCUUGGAAAAGCACUCCUUCAACACCAACAUUCGGGCAUCUUGCCUUCCUUUACGCAUCCCGGCCACGUCGCCGAGGACAAGCCCGAAGCACCAUUGCCCCUCUCCGACCCACUUAACACUCUUUCGAUGCCUGAGUCCUGGGUUCGUGCGGCUAUGCUUAUCCGCAUGAACUCUUUAAUCCGUGGCCACUCGGGUGUCCGGUGGGAGCUCCUCGAGCGUAUGGUAUCCAUCCUCGAUAACGAUAUCACUCCUCUCGUUCCUCUCCGCGGUAGCAUCAGUGCGUCGGGCGACCUUUCUCCUCUCUCCUACGUUGCCGGAACCAUCUUUGGCAAUGAGCAAAUCCGCUGCUACCACGGCAAACGAAAUGGCGAGCUCCCUCGUCAAAUCACGUCUUCGCGCGCGGCGCUUCAAGCCGCUGGUAUCGAACCUCUCAAGUUGGCCGCCAAGGAGCAUCUCGGUCUCCUCAACGGCACAGCAUUUUCGGCCGCUGUUGCCUCGCUCGCGCUCAACGAUGCCGUUCACAUGGGUAUGCUCGCCCAGGUCCUCACUGCUAUGGGCACCGAGGCCCUCGUUGGUACUCAAGGCUCCCACCAUCCAUUCAUUCACGCGGUCGCACGCCCCCACCCUGGACAGGUCGAGGCUGCUAAGCACAUCUGGGACUUGCUCGAGGGAAGCAAGUUGGCUCAGCUUGGUGAGGAGAAGGAAAUAACCAUCGAGGAAGACGAGGGCAAGCUUCGUCAGGACCGGUACCCUCUCCGCACUGCUCCCCAAUUCAUUGGACCUCAACUCGAGGAUAUCCUCCAUGCCUGGUCUGUAGUGACCCAAGAAUGCAACACCACCACCGACAACCCCUUGAUCGAUGGUGAGACCGGCCACGUUCACCACGGUGGUAACUUCCAAGCUAUGGCCGUCACCAAUGCGAUGGAAAAGACUCGCUUGGCGUUGCACCACCUCGGCAAGAUUCUAUUUGCUCAAUCGACCGAGUUGCUCAACCCUGCAUUUAACCGUGGUCUUCCCCCUUCGCUCGCUGCCUCUGACCCAUCGGUCAACUACCACGCCAAGGGGCUCGAUAUUGCUAGUGCCGCAUACGUUAGCGAGCUCGGCUUCCUCGCCAACCCUGUCUCGACCCAUGUCCAGAGCGCCGAGAUGCACAACCAGGCCGUCAACUCGCUCGCCCUUAUCUCUGCCCGCGCGACCGUCCAGGCACUCGACGUCCUCUCACUCCUUACUGCGUCAUACUUGUACCUCGUGUGCCAAGCCGUCGACCUCCGGGCCCAACAGCGCGAACUCGCUACGGGCGUAGCGCAGAUUAUCAACGAGGAGCUCGGGAAGAACUUCGCGGCCGUCUCGAUCGCUUCCGUUCAAGGACCUGUGUUCAAGGCCGUCAUGGAAUCGUACGAGGUGACGUCGACAAUGGACGCUGCUCCUCGUAUGCACACUGCCGCAGCGGCCGCUACCGCACCUUUGAUCGAGCUGCUUCCCGAGUCUGACUUGGCGGGUAUCAAGGCGUUCCGCUCUGCCGUUGGCAACCGCUCUGGAGAGCUCUACGCCCGUUUGCAGGGCGAGUACCUCCGUGGUGAACGCGGUGCUGCGCCGGCUGCCCACUUGCUUGGCAAUACCCGCCCGGUAUACGAGUUUGUUCGUGUUGAACUCGGUGUCAAGAUGCACGGCAUUGACAACCUCAACCGCUUCGAAGAGGGAUGGACCGGCUUGACAGUCGGACAGAACGUUUCGGUCAUCUACGAGGCUAUUCGUGAUGGCAAAUUGCAAGAAGUGAUUGCGAGCUUGCUGAGUGGUGUUGGAUAUAAACUUAGUGUGCGACGCGCCGUCGAUCAAGUCGUCAUCCAACUCGAGCGGAAAGAGCAAGAACGAAAGACGCCGAAGGAACCCGAGUCCGCCAUCGAUGUACCACAGCGCGCCUCUUCCGAGCAAGAAGAAGGGGGUGAAAACACCGACAACACCGAGCAAGACCAGGUCGAUAGCGCCGAGUCCCAAGGACCGGUUUUCAAGCAUGUACCAGCCGCCACCGUUGCCCGGGCAGGAUCUAAAUCCGCACUCGAUCUCCGUACGCCCACACGCGAUACAUUCUCAAUUGUCAGCGGCAGCAGUGGCGACAGCGGCGGCGGAAGAAGCAUGUGGGGCGAGCACUCGGUCAGCCAAAGGGGAUACGCCGCUUGGUUUCCAAUCGCGAUUGUUGUCCAGGCGCAAAUCAGCACCGCUCCACCCGUCUGCGUCUGCGACACUUGUCUCUUCCCCGAUUCUGGCUCACCAUCCCAGCCCCUGCAAAAGGUUGCCCCCGUCGCCACCCUCACCCCCGACUAUGUCCUCGGUGUCGUCGGCACCAAGGGAUGCGGGAAAUCCACGUUUAUCCGACUCGCAUUCCAGGCCGUCGACCCCGAAGAGUCGCGCAUUGUCGCUGCCUCGGCCGACGGCCCCACCAUCACCCUCGCCUGCACAACCGUCUCCCGCGGCACCGCCCGCAUCUUCGAGAUCGACGCCGACGAGCUCUUGGAUGUCUCCGAGCCUGUGUCCGACAACUGGCUUCUCUGGCCCGAGGGCUUCCCCAGGCUCCAUGGCCUCGCCGUAUGCUAUGAUGCUUGUGACCAGCGGAGCUAUGACCAGGCCAAACAAAUCAUCGCUGGUGUAGAGAAGAGCUUUGGCUCCUCGUUCAUCACCCUCUUUGUCGCCUGCAAGUCCGACUCGCUCCACGCCUCCGCCUCCUCCGCCCAAGAGCUUCCUCCCACCCACGCCUCCAAACUCGCCAACCGUCACGGAUUCAGAUUCGUUCAGAUCACUAAUCGAGGUCCCGACGGCCUUAGCCAGAUGGUUCACACAUUCCAAUGGAUGCUAGAUCGUAUAGGCACUUCCAGGGGCACUAAACGAUUGGUCAUUAUCCCACGGGGCAAGAAGUCGAGCGGUCGUACCAGUGAGCCCACUCUGCGUACUGGCUCUCGCACCCCCGAGCCUCUCAAAACACCCGAACCUCCUGUCGAACCCACUCUUCCAGCUCGAGCUCGAACUAAAUCUGCUGGCGACUUGGUCUCGGCAUGGAUAUCCGAUGGUUCGGACGCCCGAGCGGAAAAGGCACCCGUACGUCAUAUCAUUGAGAAAGCAGGAGAAGAGAAAGGAUCAAGGAGGAGCAUUGGCGAAGAAUCCGUUCUCGCAUACGGCUUCCCCAAGGUUCCCACUGGUGUCCCGGCUGUCGUGCGGGAAGAAAGGGAACGGGAAGGGAGAUCGAGGUUGUGCAGAUUCCGACACCUAAACCGAGCGAGGAAAAAGCCGCCUGCUCCGUUGUGUAUGCGCUGGGCGACGGUUGAGCAGUUGAUUGAUAAAUUGUUCUUUUGUGGGGUGUCUGAGGAUGCAUUUGACGAUGACCCUGACAAACCUUUGCGCGCAGAACCCUGGUUCAGUUUCAAUUUUUUCCUGACUUAUCGGUUGUUCACUACCCCUCGCACCGUGUUGCUCAGCUUCCAAAAACGACUCAAGGAAUUGGAACAGUCGCCGGUUGAUCCGCUCCUCGCUGGCUUUGUUCAGCAGAGAUUGUGUGCAUUACUGCAGAACUGGAUCGAAGACUACCCGAACGACUUUGCUUCGCCCGGCGCGCCAAGCGCACUAGCAGCCGUCGUCCGCACAGCAUGUGAAAACACGCACCUGAUGUACUAUGGGUCCGAGUUUACCUAUUUCCUAGAGGAGCUCCCAUGCCUCAAGGACGAUGCUUUUUCCUGGGCGUACAUCAGCGCCGAAACACCGGUCGAGGAUGAAUACGAGUUUGACUUGGACUUUGACCGCGAGUUCAAUUUUAGCCCCGAGGCCGAUGGGUUCCCGCUAUUCGAUCCGAGCUAUUCCAUCGCGCCCGGUUCGGCCGUCGGUAACGCGGACCAUGACGAGGAGCCACCCAUGACGGGUCGGACGGCCCGAUUCGAGUCUGGGAACGGCGAGUCGAUCGGACGGGGACUGAGUCCCGAUGCACGACGAGGCGCGUCCCCUGCACUCAAAGCGUUCCAAAGCGUCGCCAAGGCGUUGCUCGAAUACAACUGUCAAUCGAUCGCCGAGGAGAUCACGCGCCUCGAGACCGAGUUGUUCUUGAAGAUCAAGCCCCGAGAUUGGGUACGACGAGGUGUCAAGGAGGAUAAGCUCGGGAAACCCAAGUCGAUUGUUGAGAUGAACGCGUUUUUCGAUCGGAUAUGCAAGUGGGUCAUGUCGAUUGUUGUUUCGCUCGAUCGUGCGCAGGAGCGUGUACGCUUGGUUACUCAUCUGUGCGAAGUUGCUCAAUCGCUUCGUGCGAUGAACAACUAUUCUUCGUUGCGCGCGUUCCACGUCGGGAUCAACUGCGUGUGCGAAACUGGGGAUGUUGUCCAGUCGCAAGUCGAUGUGAAUGUAUGGCGCAAGUACCAGAGCCGGGAAAAGCUGCUUCGAGUCAACGAGAACCAUUUACUGUACCGGAUGGCAGUGAAGAAUACGUUUGGAGUGGGCAUUCCCUCUUUGGAGGUUCACUCGAGUGACUUGUCGCGUAUCGGCGAAUGCCCAAUACUAAUCCCGAAGGUCUCGUUCACUGGGCCAAGUUUACUCAUUAGCGAACAACAUCAUGAGAUCCAUGCGUUCCAAGAGCGGAUCCGCGAGAAUGGAGAUUAUGCGUUUGGUCCAGUCCCAGGAUUGGCCAAGUUGAUACUCGAGACUGAGUUGUUAGAUAUGGAGACGAUAUAUGAGCGGUGUUCCCAGGUAGACCGAGACCUGCAGCACGGAUACCCUGUUCCGAUGGCUACUUCUACAGCGAGCCGGUUGAGGGAAUACUUGAGGCGUUGA
Rhizoctonia solani is the source of this 5193-nucleotide messenger RNA. Its product is annotated as phenylalanine ammonia-lyase. Gene Ontology annotation, biological process: L-phenylalanine catabolic process; small GTPase-mediated signal transduction. Gene Ontology annotation, molecular function: ammonia-lyase activity; guanyl-nucleotide exchange factor activity. Lineage: Eukaryota; Fungi; Basidiomycota; Agaricomycetes; Cantharellales; Ceratobasidiaceae. Gene Ontology annotation, cellular component: cytoplasm. The transcript is spliced from 21 exons. The record is from RefSeq and is a predicted model, not a curated record. Bases 1 to 5193 code for a protein of 1730 amino acids.